Messenger RNA from Alternaria viburni, 3633 nucleotides. RefSeq lists its product as uncharacterized. Bases 1 to 3633 code for a protein of 1210 amino acids. NCBI's taxonomy places the organism in Eukaryota, Fungi, Ascomycota, Dothideomycetes, Pleosporales, Pleosporaceae. The transcript has a single exon. The record is from RefSeq and is a predicted model, not a curated record.
AUGGAGGACUUUGUCAACAUUCUCGCAACUAGGACCACGGACGCUGAUAACAGUUGGUUAUGGGAUAAUCAACUGGACUUGGCUACAGUACUCUUGACAGUGGUUGCAAAGAAACGAAACGACAUACUCAUCAUGCCAGCGGGUGCCGCGACUAUAUUGGCGAGCGUUGGCUUGUGUCUGACCGAUAAAGAGAAGUUCAAAACUCUUCCCCGAUCGAUAAAAUCUUAUAAAACCAUGACACGAAACGACGUCCGGUGGAUUGUGAUUCCAGUAUCGAACGGUAUGGCUAGUCGUCAGGAAGUGGAACGUGUCAAAGUGGCGAGGGCGGAAGCCAGGGAGGCUAAGAGGAACAAACAAGUCGUAGAGCAAGAGCAGGGAGCCACAGAAGAACAGAUACACGAGCAAGAUGCAAUGGUUGUUGGUGCUCAAGAGAGAGAUCCGAAAGAGGAUAAAGAAGAAGACGAAGAAAUUUUGAUCCCAAUGCAAUCUCGCGGCGGUACGCACUGGGGUUUCAUGGUGAUCGACAAAGAAAAAAACGAUGCCCGAUGGCUGGAUGGCCACGUUGACGUGAGACAGAAAGCUAACAAGCACUGGUAUAUACACGAGAUGAUUCCACAAGGACCGGCGUGGGCUGCUGGAAAGAUUCUCUGUGGAUACGACAAGGUUAUGGAUCUAGAGCGAGGAGGGUUCACGGCAGCCACACUCAAACACGUCCCUCACGAUACCAAGAACAACAGCUAUAGAGGUGAUCAUCACUCAGCGUGUGGGCCAUGGGUAUAUGCCAUGCUCAAAUACAUACUCGAUAACAAGAAAUUCCUGACCGAUGCGGGCGGACUCUACAGUGCGUUCAGUUCGAGAUAUAGGAGAAAACACCCACAAAAAAUGGCGUUCAACUCGCUCCAAACACGCAGAGAUAUGCAGGAGAUUAUCCGAAAAGAGGCCGACAAGAACUUGGGCGAGAACGUUUUGCCGUACAAAAUGACUGUGCGCGUUGUGCAGAUCCUAGGCCUUCCUAGUACUGGUCAACUAUGCGAUGCGGUCGCAUCCUUGAAUCCGAAUCGGAGGGCCCCACCUGGACCAGGUGGCAACAGAAGCUCAAGAAAGAGGCCGGGCAGUGACGAUGAAAGUAAUGACGGCGACGACGACGGCUGGCCAGACGAGCACGAAGGAGUUUCGCGUGCCCAGUACCAGGUGUAUUUACAAGAAGGCGAGCCAUACACCAAAAAUCGUCUGGAUGAAGUUGUAAAGGCGUUCAAAGACAACCAGGACGACAUUGCGCGCAACUUCCAACGAAAGAAGCAUGGAGUUCUUACCAAGAAUCCGGAAUACAAGUUCCCUCAAGGCUUCAGUAAGGACAAACUACCCGCAUUCGACCAACUAAAGAUGGACAGUUCGGAACCGUGGUACACAAUCUAUCAAAACGACCUUCUCAAGGUUGACGAUUCGAGAAGCCUUGCCCUUCAAACAUCCAGAGCGGUGCUCCACAGCGUAUUCAAAGGUAGCUUCAAAGGCGAAAACCCGGCGGUUCUCAAGGACUACCUUAAUGCGCAUGCUUUCACGUUCGCAGAACGCUCUCAAACCUGGACAUCUGAAACUAUCGCAGAACGUCUAGACCAGACUUAUUUGGACCUGGCUCUGCCAUUGUUCGCUUCUUUAUCCGACGCAGGGGUGGACAUCUGGGUCAAGAACUUGCAUCCUAGCGCCAAGAAGGUGAUACAAGAUGCCGCUGGUGUCACUCAAUACACUACCGCCCGUGGACUUCUGUAUCGCAUGUUCAUUGGCGAGUUCGCAGACAUGACGGACAGGGAUGUCGAUGAAUGGCGCGCAAGCGAUCCUCAUAUGUUAGAAGCUGGGAAGCAAGAUCUGGGGGUCGCGAGAUGGUGGUUGACAUGGUACUACUACCAGGGUGAUGCGAUGGAGAAGCUGCCGUAUUUGGCAGAGAGUCCACUUCACUGGCCACCUCGUGAGCAUCGAGAGGUACAUGGACAGAAGAGGAAGAGAGCAAGCGAUGCAGUGGAUGAAGGCGAUGAUGCGAUUGCCGGGCAGCCUUCAUCUGACCCUAAUGAUGCAUCCAAUGUCGCCCAACAGGAUCCGAACACAAUCCAGUGGGCCACGAUCGACCACGCUACGCUCAUGAAGCAUGUGACGAAGGAAAUCCGAGAAGAUCCGCGCAUUGGUGAGCUAUCAAACGACUACACGUACAGAGCCAUUCUCUUCGUGAAACACGGUGGGACGUUCAAAAAUGAGAAAGACCGUGCUGGUAUCUGGAUCCGUGAUCUCAAUGUCUUUACGCUAGGCUACGAGGAUCAAAUCCCCAAACGUGACGUCUUUCGCGCGAAAGAUGGCGGGUUGGUCAUCCGACCCACUCAGGCUGAGAUCUUGAAGCGGAUGAAGGAGAAGUAUGAGAAGACCUCUAGCAAGCCUGCAUCGACCGCUAAAAAAACACCCUCGGGCCGAAAAGGUCCACUAGGACCCAAAGGGCCUCCGGGAUCUCAGAAACCUGCAAAGACUUCGAAGCCUUCGAAACCUUCAAAGACUUCAGAAUCGUCAAAGCCGUCAAAACCGUCAAAACCGUCAAAACCGUCAAAACCGUCGAAAACUUCAAGCCGUCCAAAGGCUACAAGCCAGCCAGCUCCACCUCAGCCAGAGCUCCCGAACAUUCUCGUGAUCAACAACAUGCUUGCCCAAGAAAUUGCGAACUUCACGCAUAUGGCAAGUGAUCAAGUUAGAGAGUUUGUCGAUCUGCUUCCGUCCAAAAUCGUCGAGAGUAGACGCCCAAUGGACACUUUGGGCUGGAAAUCUGUUCUCCAAAAACUUUUCAGCACGUUCGAAGAUCUAUCUUCCGCGGAUAUGGAGGUUUGGCUGGACCAUCCGAUUUUUGAGGGGCGUGAAGAAGUAGAGGUCGACGAAAUGGUUGCGAAGCUGAACGAGAGCGUCAAGGAGCUUGGUGAUAUUUCUUUCAAGGGAAGAUCCGGUUUUUAUCCCAAGAGCUACCUGUACGAAGCAGUCGCGCGAAACUCGGUGGAUUCGAGCUUUGAGCCGGUGGUCGCCCAGCCUGAGAAUGUCGACCUUGGAAAUCUGGAUGGUCUCUCUGGAUCUGGGGAAGAGUUCAAGUCUGAGUCUGAUGUUGAAGACGAGCCGGAAGAUACGGCUACGGGUGCCAAACGGAAGCGUGCACAGGCAGAAGCAGAUGCACGGGCGAGGAAAAGGCGUAAAGGCGAAGCCCCAGAUUUCCGCGUUAUGGCAGAGACUGACCUCGCCAUUUGGGUCAAGGAGCUUCCAUCUGACUUGAGAAAACCACUGCUUGACGAUAUUGGCGAAGAGUUGCUAUCGGCGAAGGCGCAUAUCGCACGCUGCUACCUCGAGCGCAUAUACAAGAAGACGUUUCAGACUUGGGCCGCUGAGAACCCCUUGACUGAUGCGAGCGUGAAAGAGAUCAGGCUAUGGAGGAGUUUGGGAACGUUUGACCAGCGCAAAAAGUACGAAAGAAAGAACAAGCAGGGUCUGAAGAACUUUUGCGAAGAGCAAUUGUUCCCACAGACAAGAUUGAUUGACACUGGAGGAGAGAAGAAGAGCGUCGAAUUACCGGAUUAUAGUAAUGACAAGGAUAAGUGGCCGGAGGAAUGGAAGUAG